CUUGGUUAAAUAUGGUUCAACGUUACCAAUCUCUUACUUAUUUCGUGAUGUCUUAGGGGGCAACUACCUGACGUUUCGAUAUUAUUGCUUCAGCUAAAUAUAUAUACUUCGACUAUACCUAAGUUCUUGCCAACAUUACCAACAUCCUUCAUCCCUUCCGUGCCUACGGAACUACCCACCUAUGUACCUACCCCGGUACCCAAUGGAGAUCCCUGCAACUGUAACGUUUCUAGAAAUCUAGAGCCGCUGAUUCGGCAGUUCGCUCUGACUCUUACUAUUGAUCCAUUUCCAUCUAUGAAUCGAAUUCUUGAAACCACCGAACAUAUAAUACAUAUAUACCUAUACGCAUGUCUAUCUCCUAAGAGGCAGUGUGCUGUAUUUGCUGUAUCUACUCGAUCACGACGAUUCGUUUUUCCCAAGUCACCUGUGCGAUUUCGAUUGCGACUGUGACUGACUACGACCACCUUUACGAUAAUAAAUAUUCUUCAUAUUCUUCUUCAUCUUCGGCGCUUUACAUAAUACAUAUUACAUACCAUUAACUGAGGUACCUUGCCUAUUCGAUUUUAGCACGACAUUCCGAUUUCUACAUACGUCUUAUUGUAGACAUGAUACCGACGUCAUCAUCCGGUCCUUAAGCUAUUGAACAUAUAAUUCUAUAAUUCGCAUUCAUAUUUCUCGACGACCUGCUCAGGUAGGAUAUAAAGAAUAUACGACGAACGUAUCAAACGCAGCAAUGAAGAGCGAUAUCGACCAUUUUCUUACGCCUCUUUCCAUUGAUGAGGAAAAGGCACACGCGCUUGCGCAUGAAUUAUGCCGAUCUUUUCACCAUUUAUCCGCCGACUCAUUGAACCAGUUUCUCCCAACUCCGAUAUCUGAGUCGAUAUUACGGCCUACGGCCGGGAGAGAAAAGGGGAGAUAUUUAGCCAUUGAUAUCGGUGGUACUAAUUUGAGAGUCGGCUUUAUCGAGUUAUUAGGGAAUGAGAUUGGCGUGAAUGGUUUCUGUAAUGGCGUCAAUGGUAGCCUAAAGAACUCGCAUUCGGAAUCAUCCUCUAAUAUCCGUCGAUUACUCGAGAAGUCAUGGCCAAUCCUAGAUGUUCUCAAAAACGAAAAUGCCGAUUCACUGUUCAAGUGGAUAGGGAGCUGUAUUGCAGAAGUCGUGCGCGAGGGAUGUGAGGAGUUCAAUCUACCUCGCGAUAUCGAACUUCCUAUGGGGGUUACAUUCAGUUUUCCGAUGGUACAGGAUACUCUAUCCGAUGCGACGCUGAUGGCUAUGGGAAAGGGGUUCACUAUCACAUCACGACUGCAUCUGGGAACUCACUUAAUUAAUGGGUACGAGAAGUCCAAGACCCCGGACUUACCUCCCAUUAAAGUCGCGGCGAUCUUGAAUGAUGCGGUUGCGACAUUGGUAUCCUUCAUAUAUCAAUCUAAGGAGGACAGCACCCAUAAAGCAGCAAUGGGACUGAUCUGUGGCACCGGAAGCAAUGCGACAAUACCCCUGAAGAGAAGCACUCUCCAUAAAGAUAAGCAACUCGGAAAAGUCAAGGUCUUGAACGGAGAUUCAACCGAUGACAUGAAGAUCGCGGUGAAUACCGAGUGGAGUAUCAAUGGAACUGCGCCACCUUUGCGGAAGUUUGGCUUGGUCAGCCAGUGGGAUACGAGACUCGAUUCCGAAGGCGAAGCACCCGGCUUUCAACCCCUCGAAUAUAUGACAUCGGGACGAUACCUAGGCGAGCUUGGACGCCUAAUGUUAUUAGAUUACCUUGAGCAUCACAUGAAUAUCCCGAUACACACAUUACCCCCACGACUCUUAACACGAUUCGGCCUCACGACCACAUUUCUCAGCCAUUUCCGACCACCGAACGCCGUUGCAUUGUUAGAGAAGCUCGAGGCCGAAUUUCCGUCCUCGACUACGGAUCCUUUUCAAUGGACGGAGGAAAUUGCGUUGGUUUUAUAUAAUAUAUCCAAGGCCAUUGAAGUCAGAGCAGCGGGGAUCGUUGCCGCGGCUGUUAUCGGACUGCUCAUGUGCGCAGGGGAUAUCCCUCUACGAGAAUCAUCUCAAGAUACUACGAACGGCCACACCAAGCUGGAACAACGGUCUAAGCUGAACCUGAUUGUUGGUUACACGGGUGGUUGCAUCGUUCAUUUUCAAGAUUAUUUGGCAGAUUGCCAAAAGUUUCUCGAUGCUAUCAUUAAGGCCGAAUUUGGCGAAGACGCCCCGGUCAGGGUUGUAUUGAGUCCCUGUCAUGAUGGCGGAAUAACUGGCGCUGGUGUGUUAUGCGGCGCUUCCCAGGCAAAGUCUAAGGAUGCUAGCGUUUAAUGUCUUUAUCACAUAAUAGACUGGGAUAUCCUGGAGUUGGGAGAGGCUAUGUUCAUACUAUAGUAGAAGGGACAUAGGUAUCGGGUAUCAUGGUGACCACAGCAUCUCAUCAUAGCAACAGAGGUGUUUUCGUAUGGGAGGCAUUGUUUUUACAUGUACGCUGUAGCAUCAUGGAUUGAUUUUGGUGUUAUCCACAUUUAUGUGCAUUUUGCAUGAGGCAUUCUCAUUCUACGGCAUAGUAGUAAGUAUAACAAUAACUUGCGCCACAUGCGCAGUUUUCAUUCUCGUUUAUUCAAGAAAAAUCAAAG
This is a messenger RNA of Annulohypoxylon maeteangense, 2625 nucleotides long. RefSeq names its product hexokinase-7. The transcript has 4 exons. Gene Ontology annotation, cellular component: mitochondrion; cytosol. The record is from RefSeq and is a predicted model, not a curated record. Gene Ontology annotation, biological process: glucose 6-phosphate metabolic process; intracellular glucose homeostasis; glycolytic process. Bases 734 to 2317 code for a protein of 527 amino acids. NCBI's taxonomy places the organism in Eukaryota, Fungi, Ascomycota, Sordariomycetes, Xylariales, Hypoxylaceae. Gene Ontology annotation, molecular function: glucokinase activity; D-glucose binding; fructokinase activity.